Molecule: messenger RNA, 276 nt
Organism: Paraglomus occultum
Lineage: Eukaryota; Fungi; Glomeromycota; Glomeromycetes; Paraglomerales; Paraglomeraceae
Source: the annotation of a GenBank genome assembly
AUGUCUCUUCCACUAAGACACCAUUUGGACGGCGAAAAUCCAUCGAUAAGUGCAAGUCCGCUGUUAUCGAAAGGUUGUUCCAUUAAAGCUUCAAUACUUUCUCGCCUUGAAGCAUUCGGCGUUGUCCUUGCGAAUGAGAGCAUAUCAGAAUUAGAUACAAAGAUCAGCGUUGCGGAAAUUGCUGUAUUCCUGGGGGCAUCCGAUUUUUUAAAAGAAAAGUUAUUGUUUCUACUUCGGCAAGGAACACCUCCAUGGCCCUCCUUGUCUGUGGAGUAA